CAGGUUUUUUUCGGACUGCCGCAGUGCCAAAUCGACACUGCGGCAGUACCGAUAGCCGCUCUAUCUUGUGUUCCUAGUGAAGAAAACGCUUUGUAUUUUGUAUGCGCUGUUGUUGGAAGAAGGAAAUUAUUCAGAAUCGAGCUAGCUAGUCUAGAGAGGCCUAGGCCCUAAGUCUAAACUAGUCCUUGGCAGAUUCCAGCACCUCCGUCCGUUCGCUGCCCGUGACCGUCGUCGACGUGACCGCUAUUGGAGCUGAGUGUGAGUGGCCUAGCUUUUGCUGACAUGGUUAUACUUAAUUUAAAAGACCUAGACGUUGAUCAUGUUGCCUUUUAUAACUGGGAUCAAGACCAGCACAAAGUUUAUAUUCAGUUGUAUGUGAACUCAAAUGUAAAUGUCAAGACGGAUGUAAAAAUCGAUGUAAAUGAUUUAGAAAUCACUGUUAAAUACAAAGAUGAAAUUGCAUGGUGCUGCCAGUUCUAUGCCAAAGUUGUUGAGGAGACAUGUACAGUGCAGUUUAAAGAUAAUAAGAUGGUGAUUAGUAUAGAUAAGAAAAAAGCCAGUGAGGAUUGGCAUCAACUGCAGAACACACAUGUUGAUGUCAAGCAAGAUAGUGAUGAAGAAUCUUCAGAUUCUUUGUUUGAGCUUGUGUUUUUGAAAAACGACUUCUAUGAACGUGAGAGUACGGUGACCGUUAGUUUAUUCGUCAAGCAAAUUCUUGAGGAGUCAGUAAAAGUGAAAUUUGAACCCCACAACCUUGAUGUCAAGUUCUCCACGAGAGAUUGUAACUUCCUCAAAUCACAUGAGGGAACUUCAGAAGAAACAAUAUUUCACUGGAAAAUCACACUCAGCAAUCCAGUUCUUCCCAAGAAGUGUACAUAUAAAGUAAAGUCAACACAAUUAGAAAUUAAACUGAACAAAGAGACUGAUGUGAAAUGGACGUCACUUGAGAAGCCACUUCUCAAAUCAACUACUAAAGAUGCUGGGCAGAAGGACAGCUGGCACUCUCUAGGGUCAACACCCUCAAAAAUCAACAGAGGGGCAGCAGGUGGUGCUAAAUCGAUAACAGCCGUUGAUGAUGUCCAACCAAAGAAACCUACAUGUGCAGUCCAGCCAAUGUCAUACCUAAACAAAGACGAGGACCACAAUGCACCACACUACAAAAUUGGAUUUACUGGUCUUGACAACAUGGGAAACACUUGCUUCAUGAACAGUGUUCUACAAGUGUUGGCAAACACUAGAGAGUUAAGGGAAUAUGUUCUGAGUGGACUUCCAAUGCAAAAUGAUUUGAACCCUGAAAAUCCCUUAGGAUCAUCUGGCAAACUAAUGGUUGCCUUUGCUGUAUUGAUUAAAAAUUUAUGGAGUGGUAACCACAAAUCAGUUGCUCCCAAGAAACUCAAGGCAUUGGUGGCUGGCAAGGCCUCACAGUUCAUGGGCUAUGCUCAACAUGAUGCUCAGGAGUUCAUGGCUUUCCUUCUAGAUAUUCUCCAUGAGGAUGUGAAUCGAGUAAAGAAGAAGCCAUACUUUGAGAAUGUUGAAGGGACAAACCUCCCUGAGCAGGUUCUUGCUGAUGAAGCAUGGAAAAGGCACAAAGCUAGAAAUGAUUCCGUCAUUGUUGACCUUUUUCAUGGGCAGUACAAAUCAAAGCUUGUUUGUCCAGUUUGCAAUAAGGUUUCAGAAACCUAUGACCCAUUCAUGGAGUUAGUAGUACCACUUCCAAAGAAGAAGCAGAUUUUCUCUGUCAUAUUUAUGUCUCGAAACUAUCAGAAGAAACCUGUUAGGUACACGGUCAGUCUCCCAGAAGAUGCAUUAGUUCAAGACUUAAAGCAAACCAUUGCAGACAAAACAGGACUUGAUCCAACUUGUCUGCGUGUAUUCAGAGAGAAUGAAGGGAGCAUUCACUACCGUUUUCGUGAUGUGGACACCUUAAGCAAAUACAGAGCGGAUUAUUUUUUUUAUGUUGUUGAGGUGUUAUCUAAAGCAACAGCAGGUGAGAAAGUGGUAGAGAUAUCUGUUAUCCAGCGUCUAUUAAUGCCACCAAUUCGUAAUUACUGCUCAAGUUGCAAGAAAAAGUUUGAAGACAGCCGAAAACUGAAACGCUGUAUGAAAUGUUACAAAGUCUCGUAUUGUGACCAAUCAUGUCAGAGGCAACACUGGAGCCUGCACAAGAAUUCAUGUGCACCAACAGCAGAGCCAGUAGGAGUCCCAUUUAUUAUUAGUUUACCUGAAUCAAAGGCUACCUACAGACGACUGGAGGAAAUGAUGGAAGGCUUUGCCAGGUAUUCUGUUGAUGUGUUUCAACCUCCUGUGCAGCCAGUAGCAUCAGCUGGAAUUACUACCCAGAAGGAGGAGGAAGUGGCACCUGCCAAUCAUCCUGACCGUCCCAUUGAUGGGAAAGAUUAUACCAAGGAAUGUGAUGAAACAGAGAUGGAAGUUGAUUCAAGUACGCCAACACUCACCGAGAACGCCACCAAUCAAAAAGCUGGAUCUAAUACAGCGACCGUCACAGGUCAGAUCAAAUCUGAGACGAGAAGUUCACCGUUGUUUCACAUCAAGCCUGUAGACAGACAGGGAAAGAGUCUACCCAAAACACCUAGAUUAGAAGACAAAGGCCAUGAACCUCUUAAGCUGCAAGAUUUUGAACACUUAGCCAUGGACUGGAGGAACAACGAGAAGAUGGACCAGUAUGUCAUGGUGAAGUCUAAAGACCUGGAAUAUGAUGAAGAUGAUUGCGAUGUCAGCAAAGAUUCAGUAACUACUUUGGAACACUGCAUUGAUCUGUUCACACGGCCAGAAAGACUAUCUAAAGAGGAAGCCUGGUACUGUCCCACUUGUAAAGAGCACAGAGAAGCUACAAAAGAAAUGUCAAUAUGGCGUCUGCCAUCAACACUCAUCAUACAAUUGAAGAGGUUUUCUUUUAAGAAUGCUUUGUGGAGAGAUAAGAUCACCAAGAAAGUUAUCUAUCCUGUCAGGGGAUUAGAUUUAACUGACUAUGUACAUGGAGUUCACCACUCUGGGCCUACAGUCUAUGACCUUUACGGUGUCAUAAACCAUCAUGGAGGUCUACUGGGAGGUCAUUACAUGGCUCUUGCCAGGCUGCCAGCUGUUGAACAUUGCAACAAGAAUGAGAUAGAUUGGCGUCAGUUUGACGACAGUAUUGUUCGAGCUGUGGAUGAGAAGAGCGUGGUGAUUCAGUCGGCAUACCUGUUGUUCUAUCGUCAACGUAAGCCGUACCAAAGCUUGAUUCAGAACCCGAUGAUAGAGGUGGAAAGUGCACCUUUGACUAGGAAGGAAGGAUCAUUAGAUUUUGUGACCGCAAGAAACGAUUCAGAAAAUGCAAGCACGAACAACAGUCUAGGUGGUACCAACAUAAGUAGAGACAGUAUCAGUAUGUGUAGAGACUCAGAUGACAUGAACAUAGAUGAGAUGAGGGAUGAGGAGGAAGAGAAAAAUACCGAUAUGGAAAUUGUUGAUUAAUUGAGUCAAGAGGUCAUGCAAUCCUGUGGCACUGGUUGACAUCUGAAUUUAUGUUUUCUUUAAAAGAAAUAUAUAAGCAAUAUCAGUUUAUUGUAAAAGUUGUUCAUAUCAUUUUAUAUAUUGGUUGAACCAAUGAAUUAUGAAAUUUAAAUAUUCUUGAUUAAUUGUUUGACUAAUUGACUGAAUAUUAUUAUAAGGACAAUACAGCAUUUGUUAUGCAAGAAAACAUUUUUAAGUAUUAUGUACUAUCACAUAUCAAUUAAGUUUGAACUUAAAAUGUGCAUACUUUAUUAUAGGCUUGAUGGGCUGAUUAUAUUUGAUUGACACAGGCCUAUGGAGAUGACCUGACCACUUCGGCCAAGUUAUUACUCAGUAGCACCUGAGGAAAUGAGAUACUAUACUUGGCUAGGGGAGUGGGUGAGUGAGAAUUUCAGUUUCCCAUUGACAAAUUUCAAAAUUUUUAUGGUACUCUAUUAUAGAAAAAUAACCCUAAAAUAUUUCAUUGAGAUCAUUUUGAGGUCAUAGUCUAAAAAGUCAGUGACAUGCGGCAAAGAUGAUCUCCAGAUUCCUUUAAAAUGGACCUAAUUGGUGGUUAUGCCAAACUCAAUGAAAGAAAAAUAGCUACAGUACUCACAGUACUACUAUACUAUUAUACUAAUAUCACUACUACUUUAUUGUUAGCAUACUUUAGGUUUUGAAGUUGUUUUCACUGGAAAAUUCAGUGUUAGUGCGCCAUCUUCGUCUGUCUGAGACUGGCGCGUAACAAAUGUCCUCCAUCAUUGUAUAUACACUCUUUACAUCUGAAGAUAUGGAAACGUGUGCGCAGCAUGGUGCUGGGCGUUCAAUUGAGAGGUCGUUGGUUCCUAACCAACGCUGGUCGCACUACUGGUGUCCUUUUGUAAGACGCUAUGUUUGCCUCUCCACUCAAAAUGUGUACCAGGUAGGAGGUGGAUAAUUUGGAAUGAAUUGUAGUAUAAGUAUUGAUUACAUGCAUAUCUAAGAAUAAUCCCCAGAUAGCAGAAGAGGUUGUACAUUGUGCAAGAUUUUUUUUGUAUUCAAAAAUAAAAAAUAAAAUAAAAGGAAAAUAAAAUAAAAUAUAACCUCAAGUAUAUACUGACAUUGACUUAAUACAUUUUUCAUAAGAACAAAUGUGCAAUGUUUGUAGGGUGGUUAUAUGUGUGAACUGGGAAUUUCAUGUACAGUAUAUUGUAGUCUCUUGCAUAAAUAAGAAUGAAAAUGAUUGUUGCCAAAUCUCUUUCAUGAGCUGGAAUUGAACUUUCAUCAAUCAAACUGACCAAUCGGAUCAGGAGUCAGGAAUACGCAUAUGUCCCACAAACACAUGUUUAUGCUAUCUUUUAGUGGCACCUUAACAAUAUCUAAAAGGUGGGACUUUGCGGAAAGUCCAUUAUACCAAGUACACCUAUUGUAUUGUUUGAAAAGAAAUGUAAGGAGUAUAUAACAAGUCUCUCCUUUUCAUCGUAUUCACUGUGUGUAUGAUAACAUGGCAAAUCUCGAUUAAAUGUUAUUUAUUGGUUUUAUGAAAUUUAUUUAAAGUGUAUUUUGUGCCAAUGUUCCUCUGGUGCCAAAGGUACACGCUGUCCCAAAGGCAAUUUUUAAAGUCAAACUCAAGAGGAAAUUUUUGAUAUGUUUUUUCUCAAACAACUUUUUUCUGUCUUAGAAAAAUCAGUUCUACAACAUAUCAGAAUAUUCUUUCUCUCUGGUGGCUGACUUUAAAUGCAUUCUCAUUAGGGUCUUGACAUCUGAAGCAUUUGUACUUUUUAUAUUUAGGAGAAAAAAUAAAGAAAACGAGAAUCAAAUUGGGUCCAUUUAAACUUGGUGCCAAUGUUAACAAGUCUAUAUUAUGCGGAAUGUUUGUUUACACAUAUGACUUGGUUUGGUACAUUGUAAUGAUGCAUUGUCUAGUUGAGUUUUACAUAUAUUGUUACACAGAGAUGUCUUUGGUAAUGAUACAGUAGGUGCUAUAUCAAGAUAGAUUCAACAAAGGCAAAAGUGAAGACACGUAUGAUUAUGCAAAAUCCAAAAAGAAUACACAAAGCCUACAGCGACAUGAUUGGUUGAGUAUAAACUUAUAAAAAAUGGAUUGACAUUUAUUUUUUAUGGUGCGCUGUUAUCUGAUAAAUUAGACUAAAUUAAAAAAAUGUAAAAUAGGUUUAUAUACUGUUAGAAUACCUUUGCUAUUGGGGGGUGGGUUUAUAUUUGCCGAUUGCCUAAACGAAAAGUAAAGUGCUUUCCUAAUUAUAAAAUUAUAUUGUAUGCCAAGUUUAACUGACAUGAAAUAUUGAAUGAUAAAUUAUUGCUUUGUUAUGAACGCAAGUUAACAACAAUGAUGAAUUAUCGUCUGUAAUUGAUUCGCCUACUUUUAUUAAAUGGAGAUUUCCUCGAAAUGCCAAUA
Molecule: messenger RNA, 5887 nt
Organism: Anneissia japonica
Lineage: Eukaryota; Metazoa; Echinodermata; Crinoidea; Comatulida; Comatulidae
Product: ubiquitin carboxyl-terminal hydrolase 19-like
Exons: 26
Coding region: 283-3474 (1063 amino acids)
Biological process (GO): protein deubiquitination
Molecular function (GO): cysteine-type deubiquitinase activity
Source: RefSeq, a predicted model, not a curated record